AUUGCUCUGUACUCGGCUUCCACGAACCGACAGUUCUUGCAUGAGCUGAGGUCGCUGCUAAGCCUCUAUCUGGGGGAGAAGGUUCUACAGCCAGUGACCUCCACUCCACAAAGUAGCAGCUCGGGUGGAGGAGCUGUGUUCACUCGGUGGGGAAAGACAACAUGUCCGUCAGGAAAUGAUGUCAUAUAUAAAGGUUAUGCAGGAGGAAGCCAUUGUUGGGCCAAGGGUGGACCAGGGACAACUCUGUGCCUUCCUGAAUCUCCGAUCUACGCUAAGCAUACUACAGCAGGAUCAGGCAGUACGCUCUAUGGGACUGAGUAUCAACUAGAACGUCCCUCUCUUCCACUACGAAAAAUGUAUCAACAUGAUGUACCUUGUGUGGUGUGCCGCAGUCGUCACAGGAGGAGUGCUGUCAUGGUCCCUGCCAGGAAUGAGUGCUUCCCUCAGUGGCAUCUGGAAUACAAGGGGUACCUCUUCGGGGGAGCCACUUCACACCCAGGUUCAAGUGAUUAUGUGUGUGUAGAUGGAGACCCAGAACCCAUAAAAGGAGGCCAUGAAGACAAAAACGGACAUCUCUUGUACCCGGUGGAGUCCAAAUGUGGCGCUCUGCCUUGUCCACCGUAUGUUGAUGGAUGGGAGAUGACAUGUGCUGUUUGUACAAAAUAAAACACUCCAUAUAGUC
Molecule: messenger RNA, 682 nt
Organism: Haliotis rufescens (red abalone)
Lineage: Eukaryota; Metazoa; Mollusca; Gastropoda; Lepetellida; Haliotidae
Product: short-chain collagen C4-like
Exons: 3
Source: RefSeq, a predicted model, not a curated record